CUUCGCCCGCUCCUGAGUUCCUGACCGGACCGCGCCCGGUCGAUCCAUCGUCCCGAUUUCCGACGGCACCUUUCCUCUCGCUGCCCGCCUAGAUCUCUUCCCCGCCGCACCCCCACCCCCCUUCUCUCACCGGCGAGGCGGUGACCUACCUACAGGGGGAAAGGACCGCGACGGGGGAUGGGGCGGGAGGUGGCGGAGAGCUGCGUCGACGGGGUGGUGAUGGAGAUGGUGGCAGCCUACUGCGGCCGCUUCUAUGCCACCAAGCCAGAGCUCGCCGCCCGCCGCAUCGAGGCCAUCGGCUUCCAGGUCGGCCACCAGCUCACCGAGAGAUAUACCAUGGAGCGCCCUCGAUUUAGUGAUCAUCUUGAAGCAAUCAAAUUUAUCUGCAAAGACUUUUGGUCUGAGCUAUUCAAGAAGCAGAUUGACAAUCUAAAAACUAAUCACAGGGGCACAUUUGUUCUUCAAGAUAACCGUUUCCGGUGGCUUACUCGUGUUUCUAUAGAUCCAUCAGUAGAGAGCAUGGAUGCAACUGAGAAUGACUCUACAACACUAGGUGAUAGUGCAGCCCAAACAACAAGCAUGCUUCUGUACUUUCCAUGUGGGAUAAUAAGAGGUGCUUUGACCAAUUUGGGGAUAUCGUGUUCUGUCACUGCAGAUAUGUCCAACCUUCCAGCAUGUUCUUUUGUUGUGCGCAUAAAGACAUGAGCUGCAAUAAAGAUGAGUGGAUUAUAUGCUGGCUUGUGGUAUCAACUGGUUUGAACAUUCAAGAGGGGUGCAAACAUGCAAUAGCCUGGGAAAUACGCCAUGUAUCUUCUCCAUUUUUUCUUGGCUCUUGUUCUUAAUGGCACCUGUUUUCUUAGUGUCUUCUUCGUACCCGCCUUGUGCGCAUCUUAAGAUUGGGUGUAAUUCUGUGAUCCAAAAUGUGAACAAGAGAAGACAAAAUGUAAUAUUUAUGCUGGGAGACUGGCUGUAGCAAUGUAAUUUUGUUUUCUAGCAGUGAAGAAUCUUUUAUCUUGUAUGUGAUGACUGCAGCAGUUACGCUUUA
Messenger RNA from Oryza brachyantha (malo sina), 1045 nucleotides. Its product is annotated as trafficking protein particle complex subunit 6b. Gene Ontology annotation, biological process: endoplasmic reticulum to Golgi vesicle-mediated transport; regulation of GTPase activity. The coding region runs from base 178 to 705 and encodes 175 amino acids. Lineage: Eukaryota; Viridiplantae; Streptophyta; Magnoliopsida; Poales; Poaceae. The transcript has 4 exons. Gene Ontology annotation, cellular component: trans-Golgi network; TRAPP complex; cis-Golgi network. The record is from RefSeq and is a predicted model, not a curated record.